AUGAAGCUUCCACGAGCCUUGCAAAUAAUCUUAUUCCUCACAACAGCUGUCGCAGCCUUCACAGAAGCUAACGUCCUUAAUUGCAAAGGAAAUACGGCUGCAGUGGUUGAUGCCAUCAACGCAGCGAAAGACGUUGUCGAGCUGGUAGUUGACACUCACGCCGGCAUUGUCCCUGACAAAGGAUAUCACAUCUCCAGCGCCUAUCGCGAAGAGCUUCAUGAGUUCUUCUUCGGUGCACUUAGCCAGCAAGAUCGAGACUACGUCAAAGGUGUCUUCAUCAAGAUGAACGACUCUUUAGACACGAUGACUUGGACCUGUGCACAAGAUCUGGACGACUGCAAUCGAUGGGGCGCAGGAGCAUAUGUCUCUGGAGGGCUUCCAAAUAUCACAAUUUGUCCAGUGCACUUCUCUGACAGCUUCCACGACCAGACGAGAAGGAUGAUCCAUGAGGCGACCCAUGUUGAUGGGAUCAGCUAUCCGCACAGUAGGUUUUCCUGGACCGGCCUGUUCGACGUCUUCCGAAGCAGCGAGCACGGUGUCUAUCGUCUCCCGCGAGCUGCCCAGCUGGCGAAGUGUGCACCAAAGGCGGCCAUGUUCAACGCCGAUAACUAUGCGCUAUACGCCAUGCAGCUAUCAUAUGCUCACCGAACGGGUCGGGAAGUGCUGCCUGAGGUGGUGAGCACGGAGUCGAUCAGCUCGUGGGCAGCCUGGAUUGAUGCACGGCCUGACAUCCGUUUCUGCACCCUCGUGGCAGUCAGCUGGCCCUUCAUUUUCGUCACACUGCUCUGGCUCCGUUUCAUUCUGACGGAAAUCCUGGGGCUUCUGUAA
Fulvia fulva is the source of this 828-nucleotide messenger RNA. RefSeq lists its product as uncharacterized. Gene Ontology annotation, molecular function: metalloendopeptidase activity. The transcript has 3 exons. The record is from RefSeq and is a predicted model, not a curated record. NCBI's taxonomy places the organism in Eukaryota, Fungi, Ascomycota, Dothideomycetes, Mycosphaerellales, Mycosphaerellaceae. Bases 1 to 828 code for a protein of 275 amino acids.